Messenger RNA from Penicillium daleae, 795 nucleotides. RefSeq lists its product as uncharacterized. The record is from RefSeq and is a predicted model, not a curated record. NCBI's taxonomy places the organism in Eukaryota, Fungi, Ascomycota, Eurotiomycetes, Eurotiales, Aspergillaceae. The transcript is spliced from 2 exons. Bases 1 to 795 code for a protein of 264 amino acids.
AUGGAGAUCCGGAAGCAGCAGCAGCAGAUCGACAAUUUAAGACGUGAGCUGGACAAACACCGCGGGCGGGCAGAGCCGCUUGAUGCACGGAAAUCACAAAUACUACGGGAGGAAGAAGAGUGGUAUGAAGAUGAGAUCAGUGACCGACUGCGUAACUUGGGGCGUUUGGAGCUCAACCGCGCCGAAAAGGAGCGGCGUGACGCAGAGAGACUCGAGGAGGGGGAGAAGGACGCAGCCCGGCUGGAGGGAAUAAAGCGGACUGACAGCGGGGGGGACUUGAAGGUAAAUACAAAGCUCGAGGCAGCAGAGCGCGAGAGGCUCUGGAGGAAAACUCUCGAGGAGGAUCGCCGCACAGCGGCUGAGGUUGAGGACAAGAAGAAAAAGGAGCAAGUCAUGAAAGCUGCUGCGAUCGAGGAAUGGAAGCAGGAGCAAGAGCGCAGACGGAAGGAAGAGACCGUACUGAAGGACAAGGAGUUCCGAGAGCGCCUACGCUCGGAGUUUGGGUAUACUGAGGAAGAGAUCGAGCAUAUGCUUAAUAAGAAAACGAAGAAGACAGAGUGGGAGACAGACAAGAAGAAGGCAGACGAGGAGAAGACAGACCAAGGGAAGGCGACGUGGAUCAAGCACGACAGCCACUAUAUCAUCAUCAAGCGUUGGAUCACGGAAGACUUCCAGGACGAGCUCUUCGCCCACACCCGCCGCAUACGUGCGUCCAAGCUCGACACCCGAACUGGCAGCGACCUCUAUAAGGACAAAAUGUAUACGGUGCAGAAGGGAAGCAUUCCGCAUGAAUGA